GGAGAGGGAGGAAGAAAGAGGAAAAAGGAGAGAAAACCCGUUUGUUGACUUUGCCGUUGUCAACAGUUUAGCAGAAAGAAAACGGGAGUGUCGAAAGGUGUAUCCAAGAACGCUGGAUCCGCAGUCUUGGCUGGCCGCCGGGAUUGCUGAUUGCUGUUACGCUGUUGCUGUAGCGUACCCGGCGAGGAGCCGAGCCGGCAAGACCCAAGAGCUUGAGAGGGAUUCCGUGUCCGUACACGUCAAGCAGUGCCAGUGGUUGGACUUGAACCAUGGACCAUGUCAUCGUGAUUCGCGACUACAGGCCGGGCGACGAGCUGCAGUGCCAGGAAAUCCUCCGGGAGGGCACCAUGUCGACCGUCAACACGGCCUUCCUGGCGGGGCUCACCAGGGAGAUCACCUUCCAGGCCAUGGUCGUCACAUCAGCUGUCAUGUUCAUCUUCAUGGGUGUCCCUCUGAGUGUAUGCCUAGGCUCAAUACCGGUUGUCAUUGUGGCCAUGUAUGUCAUCAUCUACCUCGGCCACACAUUCAAGGCACAGGAAAUGAUGCAGGAUAUCUCAAACAUUCCCCGUUUCUACAUGUCAUCGGACUACACAGGGUUUUGGGUGGCCGAAGCCUGUGAGCCAAUGUUCAUGUCUCAGGAGCCAAAACAUGCUAAAUACUUAGUAAUGACUGAGAGUGAAAUGCAACGUCAAUGCGUUCAGCUUGCCUCACACCUCAGAAAAAAGGUUAUUGGUACUAUUGCAGCAACGAGAAGCAAGAAUGAAGAGAAUACAGCAUGGCUGAGGCGUAUGGCUGUUCAUCCACUUUAUCAGCGCAAAGGAAUUGGUUCGAAACUUGUCGAUGAAGUUACAAAGUUUGCUGCAGGAAAGGGAUACUCUGCAGUGGAACUUGUUACUUCAGAAUGUCACAAUGGAGCGCGAGAGUUGUAUCUCAACAAAGGGUUUGAAUUGAAGCAAAUGUAUCAUCGACAUGUCUUUGGUUCUCUUGUCUCCAUACUUGUGUAUGAACUCUCACUGAGUCUGAAGAAGAGACUUCCUAUAAAUAUGUAAUCGCAAUACGUCAAUUCAUUAAGACAAAGAAACAGUCAAAAAAGAUAUGUUUCACUAUUUUUUUAUAUUGUUCUGAACCAUUUUUUAAAUGUCCCUUGUUGUAUCCAAAUGUUUAAUAUUUUAUAAAAAUGAAAUUAUUUUUGA
This is a messenger RNA of Thrips palmi, 1193 nucleotides long. Its product is annotated as N-acetyltransferase family 8 member 3-like. The transcript has 2 exons. The record is from RefSeq and is a predicted model, not a curated record. Gene Ontology annotation, molecular function: N-acetyltransferase activity. NCBI's taxonomy places the organism in Eukaryota, Metazoa, Arthropoda, Insecta, Thysanoptera, Thripidae. Bases 270 to 1049 code for a protein of 259 amino acids.